Messenger RNA from Coniophora puteana RWD-64-598 SS2, 1841 nucleotides. Its product is annotated as Glc-6-P isomerase. The record is from RefSeq and is a predicted model, not a curated record. Gene Ontology annotation, molecular function: glucose-6-phosphate isomerase activity; carbohydrate derivative binding; monosaccharide binding. Gene Ontology annotation, cellular component: cytosol. Lineage: Eukaryota; Fungi; Basidiomycota; Agaricomycetes; Boletales; Coniophoraceae. The transcript is spliced from 5 exons. Bases 45 to 1703 code for a protein of 552 amino acids. Gene Ontology annotation, biological process: glucose 6-phosphate metabolic process; gluconeogenesis; glycolytic process.
AUCUUCCUUAUUAUCAGCCUUGACUGACCGACAAACUACACAAAAUGAGCGGUAAACUCGCCUCAGAAUACACUACCUGGAAGGAGCUGCAGCAGAUCUACGACUCGGAGCACGGCAAGCUCGUCCUCAAGGAUCUCUUCGCCCAGGAUCCAAGCCGGUUCUCCAAGUUCUCCAAGGAGUACAGCGACUCCGAAGAUGCCUCCGCCACCUUCCUGCUCGACUAUUCCAAGAACCUGAUCACCGAGCCCGUGCUCGCCAAGCUGCUCGCCCUCGCGCGCGAGGCCCAGCUCGAGACGUACCGCGACAAGAUGUUCGCCGGCGAGCACAUCAACACCUCGGAGGACCGUGCGGUGCUGCACGUCGCCCUGCGCAACUUUGACGAAUUCAAGAUCCAGGAAGGGGGCGUCGACGAGGUGGCGGGCGUGCUCGCGCACAUCAAGGAGUUCUCCGAGUCCGUGCGCAGCGGGAGCUGGAAGGGGUACACGGGCAAAACGAUCGACACGAUCGUCAACAUCGGUAUUGGCGGGUCGGAUUUGGGCCCCGUUAUGGUGACGGAGGCACUGCGCCCGUACGCGAAGCGCGAUCUGACGGCGCACUUUGUGUCGAACAUCGACGGGACGCAUAUCGCAGAGACGCUGCGCGUGUGCAACCCCGAGACGACGUUGUUCAUCAUUGCGAGCAAGACGUUCACGACGCAGGAGACGAUCACGAAUGCCGAGUCGGCGCGGGAGUGGUUUCUGGGCCACGCGAAGGACAAGGCGCACGUCGCGAAGCACUUUGUCGCGCUCAGCACGAACACGAAGGCAGUUACUGCGUUCGGGAUCGACCAAGCGAACAUGUUCGCGUUCUGGGACUGGGUUGGCGGGCGGUACUCGCUCUGGAGCGCCAUCGGGCUGUCAAUCGCUCUUGUCGUGGGGUACGACAACUUUGAGCAGCUGCUGAAGGGCGCGCACGGGAUGGACAAGCACUUCAAGGAGACGCCGUUGGAGAACAACCUGCCUGUUCUGCUGGCGGUGAUCGGGGUGUGGUACAACGACUUUUAUGGCGCGCAGACGCACGCGCUGCUGCCGUACGACCAGUACCUCCACAAGUUUGCGGACUACUUCCAGCAGGGCGACAUGGAGUCGAACGGCAAGUUCAUCACCAAGAACGGGCAGCGCGUCGACUACCAGACUGGGCCGAUCAUCUGGGGCGCGGCGGGCACGAACGGGCAGCACUCGUUCUACCAGCUCGUGCACCAAGGCACGAAGCUCAUCCCCGCCGAUUUCCUCGCGCCGACGACGACGCACAACCCGAUCGCUCACUCGAAGCACCACCGGAUCCUGCUGUCCAACUUCUUUGCGCAGCCCGAAGCGCUCGCGUUCGGCAAGACGGAGGCGGAGGUGCGCAAGGAGCUCGGGAGCGGUGCGAGCGAGGCGCUCGUGAAGAGCAAGGUGUUUGAGGGGAACAGGCCAAGCAACAGUAUUAUGUUCCCGCUGCUUACGCCAAGAACGCUGGGCGCGCUGGUUGCGCUGUAUGAGCAUAAGAUCUUUACGCAGGGUGUUAUCUGGGGGAUCAACUCGUUUGAUCAAAUGGGUGUUGAGCUGGGCAAGGUCCUCGCGAAGAACAUUCUGGCGCAGCUCGGGAAGCCCGAGGAUGUCAAGGACCAUGAUAGCUCGACUACGGGCCUGAUCCACUACUACCAGAAGUACAGGAAGGAGUGACUUGGUCCUCUCACUUCUGACGUUGCGGCUGAGAGAAGGGGGAUGAAGCUUUGAAGUGCUGGAUACAAAACCAUAGACUUGUAAGAUCUGUACGUACUAACAAGGGAGGGAGGAAAUGCAUCUGUAUUGCUAGAGCGG